AUGGAUACCGCAAGCUCUGCCGAGAAUUCCAGAGAGGGCCUCAACCCCUCGGUCUCGUCAUGCUAUCCGGCCUCACACACCAAGGACGACCUCCGCGAGGGCGCCAUCCGGGCGACGCACGACCAGCACUCGACGACGUUUGUCGAGGCCAUACGGCGGUACCCCAAGGCAGCAGCGUGGUCAGCGGUGGUGACGCUAUCCAUCAUCAUGGACGGGUACGACACGGCGCUCAUGGGCAACAUGUUUGGCUUUCCCGCCUUUCAGAGGGUGUACGGGUACAUGAUCGGGAGCACGGGUUCCUACACGCUCAGCCUGCAAUGGCAGAUUGUGCUCGGCAUGGCGACGCCCAUGGGCAACAUGGUGGGAAUAUACCUCAACGCGCUGCUGGGGGAGCAUCUGGGGCAUAAGCCUGUGUUUCUGGGGUCACUGGUGCUGCUGUCCGGCCUGAUCUCCAUCUUGUUCUUUGCGACGUCGCUUCCCGUGCUGUUUGCCGGCCAGAUCCUGUGUGGUGUGCCAUGGGGCGUCUUCACGACGCUGGCACCCGGGUACGCCUCCGAGGUGGUGCCCCUCGCCCUCCGCAGCUACCUGGAGACGUGGGUCAUGUGCUGCUGGGGCAUCGGCCAGCUCAUAUCAUACGCCGUCCUGCUGGUCCUCAACGGGUGGGACAGCCAGUGGGCGUACCGCGUCCCCUUUGCCAUACAGUGGGUAUGGCCCGUCAUCAUCAUCCCUGCCGCCGUCUUCUGCCCCGAGUCUCCAUGGUGGUACGUCCGCAAGGGCAUGCACGACGACGCGGAGCGCUCCGUUCGACGACUUACGUCCGGCCCCACAUCCGAACGGGUGGCCGAGGAGGCCAAGAAUGCCGUGGCGCUCAUGGUCGAGACGGACCGCCUAGAGCAGGAAAUGUCAAAGGACACAUCGUACCUUGCGUGCUUCCGUGGAUCGGACCUACGCCGCACAGAGGUCGCUUGCGUCUCCUGGGGCGCCCAGGUCCUGACCAACUUCAUCAUCCUGCGCUACUCGAGCUACUUCUUCCAGCUCGCGGGCCUCACAGCAGACGCCUCCUUCAAGGUGACGGUUGGCAUGGGCGGCAUCCACAUCGUCUUCAACCUGCUGUCCGCCCCGCUGACGGGAAACUACGGCCGCCGCACGCUUUUCCUGUGGGGCUGCGCGGCCCUCACCCUCCCGACAACGACGCUCGGCCUCCUCGCCCUGGCCCCGCAGAGUGCCAAGCUUGGUUCCGCCACGUCGGCAGUCUACCUCGCCUGGUUCGCGGUGUGGUGUCUCACCCUCGGCCCGCUCCCCUACGUCAUCAACGGCGAGGUGUCGUCCACCCGGCUCCGCUCAAAGACCCUGGCCCUCGCCAGGGCGACGAACCUCGUCAUGCAGAUCAUCAACAGCGUCGUAGCACCCUACAUACUCAACCCGCAGUCGGGUGACUGGCGUGGGAAAGCCGGCUUCCUCACUGCCGCACUGACCGUCCUCUCCUUUACCUGGGGCUACUUCCGUCUGCCCGAGACUGGGAGACGCACCUUUGAGGAGCUCGACAUCCUCUUCUCGGAGAGGGACCUGCCCGCUAGAAAAUUUGCCAAGGCCGUCAUCCACAGGCACAGCCAGACCAAUACUGUCAUGGCACCCGGGUAUUCAUCUUCUACCGCCUGA
This is a messenger RNA of Geosmithia morbida, 1659 nucleotides long. Its product is annotated as MFS transporter, SP family,ral alpha glucoside:H+ symporter. Gene Ontology annotation, cellular component: membrane. Gene Ontology annotation, molecular function: carbohydrate:proton symporter activity. Gene Ontology annotation, biological process: transmembrane transport; carbohydrate transport. Lineage: Eukaryota; Fungi; Ascomycota; Sordariomycetes; Hypocreales; Bionectriaceae. The record is from RefSeq and is a predicted model, not a curated record. The coding region runs from base 1 to 1659 and encodes 552 amino acids. The transcript has a single exon.